Messenger RNA from Leptosomus discolor (cuckoo roller), 506 nucleotides. The record is from RefSeq and is a predicted model, not a curated record. Lineage: Eukaryota; Metazoa; Chordata; Aves; Leptosomiformes; Leptosomidae.
AGUGCCCGGCCAUCGUGCCCCGGUGCAUGUGGGGGGCCCGUCCCUACCGGGGCACCCCCAGACCGUUGACCCUCCCCUUGAGCUCCGUCUACAUCCACCACACCUUCAUACCCAGCGCCCCGUGCCGCACCUUCGCCGCCUGCGCCCGCGCCAUGCGCGCCAUGCAACGCUUCCACCAGGACCCCCGUGGCUGGGAUGACAUCGGCUACAGCUUCGUGGUGGGCUCGGAUGGGUACCUGUACCAAGGCCGGGGUUGGCACUGGGUUGGUGCCCACACCAAAGGCUACAACAGCAAAGGCUACGGCGUGGGCUACGUUGGCAACUUCUCAGCCACCUUGCCGGACCCUGACACCAUCGCCCUGGUGCGGGACGGGCUCCUGCCCUGCGCCGUGCGGACAGGCCGGCUCCACCGUAACUACACCCUCCGUGGCCACCGCCAGAUGGGUCACACCGACUGCCCCGGCAACUCCCUCUUCCAUGAGAUUGAGACCUGGCACGGCUUCAAG